Molecule: messenger RNA, 812 nt
Organism: Sitophilus oryzae (rice weevil)
Lineage: Eukaryota; Metazoa; Arthropoda; Insecta; Coleoptera; Curculionidae
Exons: 6
Coding region: 144-812 (222 amino acids)
Source: RefSeq, a predicted model, not a curated record
UGGACGACAAACUCAAUUUUAUCAACACUGUAUCUCUUUAGGUCUUAAAAGGAUGAUAUUGGCACUCCCAAAGGAUCUGUAGGAUAUCAAGAUACGUCCAUGGCUGGCAACUAGCGUAGUGCGAGCUGCAGUAGAAAAUAAAAAUGAAGUGUUUUAUAGUUUCCAUGUUUAUUGUAAUGACUAUCAGUGAAAGUUACAGUGUGUCAAAUACGAUAGAAAAAAAGACACUGCUUACCGAAAAAGAUAAAAGAGGAACAACCCAACACAAGUCAUCUUUCCAAGAAAACGAAUCUUCUGCCGAAACUAGAAGAAGAGGAUUUUGGAACAGAGGUUCGAGUGAUCGGUACUAUGCGGAUGGUAGACCUGGGCCACCCUACCCUGAAUACGACCCUGGUUUAGCCAACGGGCAUGGCGGAUAUAUUCCUUCAGGACCGAGUGGAUACGGACACUCAGGAAACUACGAUGGCCUAUACGGUGGAAACCUUUAUAGGCCAAGUAGUUACGGUUCUAGUUACGGAUCCCACUAUGGUCCUUCAUAUGGCCCCUCCUCAGAAGGAGGUUACAUAGAACCCCAUCAUAGCUACAUUCCCGAACACGAAGGUCAUCAAGGAGGUGGUAUUCAAAAGGCAUUAGCUUUGAAGAAAAUACUAAUUCCACUAGCUGGAUUGGCUAUACUAGGCGCAGCAGCUGUAGCUUCUACGAAUCCAGUCUUAUUACAACUUGGUGUAGUCAAUGGCAGAAAAAGAAGAUCUAUAGUACCAGAAGAUAAAUAUUCGGCAAAUCCAAUACUAAAAUCUAGAAAAAUAAAUUGA